Messenger RNA from Closterium sp. Naga37s-1, 596 nucleotides. Lineage: Eukaryota; Viridiplantae; Streptophyta; Zygnematophyceae; Desmidiales; Closteriaceae. The record is from the annotation of a GenBank genome assembly.
AUGGCCUGUGAGUCAACUCAGUCAGAUGCUGCUUCUGGAAAGGAGAGACUGGAUCCUGGGCGGCAUAGCAAGGCGGUAUGGCGGGGCAGUGCGCUGGAGCUGCAGCGCAAGAGCAAGGCGGAGUGGAGGGGAAGGGCGUUGGAGCUGGUGUUGAAGGAGGCCAACUGGGCCAGCAGCCUGCUAUUGCGCCUGCACCGCAUGUCCGAUGCUGCCGCUUCUCACCCCCUGCCGGCGUUGGAGCUGGUUCUAAAGGAGGCCAACUGGGCCACGAGCCUACGCGUGCGCCUGCACCGCAUGUCCGAUGCCCGCCCUGACCUUCUCGACGCGCGGCUGACCAUGUGGGGCGAUAAGGAUGGCGUUGAUGCCAAGAAGCUGCUGCUCAGGCACGGUGUGGUGCUGGCGGAGGAGCUGGAUGACGUGGCAGAGAGGAGGAGGGGGUGCAAGUACGUGUUGGUGGUGGACGAGCAGAUCGGCACGCGUGACAUGUGUCGCGCUCUCAGUGGCCCACAGGCCGUCAUCCGCCACGUGUCAGGCUACACGGAGUUCUUUGACCCGCUGCUGCUGCCAGGCGUGCACUACGCGCCCGUGGGGCACAG